Messenger RNA from Cryptococcus wingfieldii CBS 7118, 753 nucleotides. Its product is annotated as short-chain dehydrogenase. The transcript has a single exon. Lineage: Eukaryota; Fungi; Basidiomycota; Tremellomycetes; Tremellales; Cryptococcaceae. The record is from RefSeq and is a predicted model, not a curated record. Bases 1 to 753 code for a protein of 250 amino acids.
AUGUCCACUCCUCGCAAGAUCGCUGUCAUCCUCGGUGUCGGUCCCGGCCUCGCCACGUCCCUCGCCUCCUCCCUCUCGCCCACCCACUCUCUCCUCCUCCUAUCCCGCUCUCUCCCCACUUCACUACCCAACCUGAACAUCCCCGCCUCCAUCCCUAAAGAGAACAUACUGGCACUGCCCAGCGAUGGCUCGGUGGACAGUCUGAGAAAGGCGCUUGAGGAGAUGGAAAAGAAGUGGCCCGAAGGCAAGCUAGACGUGGGAGUCUAUAAUGUCAAUCAGCGAUUCGACCUUAAAAGCUUUUUGGACUCCUCUAUCGAGGACCUGCAAAGUGGUCUCGACUCGGGCGUGGUCAACGGCUGGAACUUUGCCCAAGCGUUGAUCCCCAGGUUCUUGAAGAAUCCCGACCCUCGCUCUUUGUCAGCCUCCGACCCAGCCAGCAGGGAGGGCAAGGGUACCCUCAUCUUUACUGGCGCUACCAUGUCGCUCCGUGCGGGUGCUUCGUUCUCUUCCCUAGCGCCCGGCAUGUUUGCACGACGAGCUUUAUCCCAAUCCCUCGCCCGUGAAUUUGGAUCGCAGGGCAUCCAUGUAGCUCAUGUCGUCAUAGACGGCAUCAUCGACACUGGUGCUGUCAAGGACAAGCUGGGCGAGGAUAAGCAAGGUAGCAGGAUGCAGACGGAAGAGAUUGCGGAUGCGUUUGUGGGGCUGGUGAGGCAGAGGAGGAGUGCUUGGACGCAGGAGCUUGAUCUGAGGUAG